This is a messenger RNA of Malassezia sympodialis ATCC 42132, 1188 nucleotides long. Its product is annotated as Chitin deacetylase-like protein. Gene Ontology annotation, cellular component: membrane. The record is from RefSeq and is a predicted model, not a curated record. Gene Ontology annotation, molecular function: chitin deacetylase activity. Gene Ontology annotation, biological process: carbohydrate metabolic process. The coding region runs from base 1 to 1188 and encodes 395 amino acids. The transcript has 2 exons. NCBI's taxonomy places the organism in Eukaryota, Fungi, Basidiomycota, Malasseziomycetes, Malasseziales, Malasseziaceae.
AUGGUUGAUUUUAACAAUAUACUGAAUGUCAAUAUUCAGUGUGCUUCAUAUAAACUUCCUGAAGUGGACCAACUUCUAGAAAAAACCAGGUUCCCUCCUGUAGGGCAAAUUGCCAGUAUUCCGGAUGACGAUACAAAUGCUCAAGAUGCUUGGAACAAUAUUCUCAACUCAGGGAUUAUACCCUCAGAUGUGGAAGUCAAGAAAGACAAUGAUGACAAUCAUGCCAGUGUAAACCAAGAUGGGUAUAAUGCAACGGACCCAGAUUGUUGGUACACGGCAUCCCAAUGUACAAAACCCAAACAUCUAAAUUUAACUUUGGACCUGACCGACUGCCCUACGCCCAGCACGCUUGGAUUUACCAUCGGCGAUGCCCCUAAUUGCUCGCACAAUCUAUUGUACAAUUCCUUUGAAGCCAAAAAAAUCAAAGCGACGCUUUUUUAUGUUGGGUCCAAUGUGAUCAAUUAUCCGUACCAGGCCCAGCGUGGUAUCACGGAUGGACACGACAUUUGUGUCCAGAGUUGGUCGAAUCCUUACCUAACUACCUUGCCGAAUGAUCAAGUAUUUGCAGAACUGUAUUACACAGCUUUGGCUAUUAAAGCCGUCUUAGGCGUUACACCAACUUGUUGGCGUCCACCUUUCGGUGAUUUGGACGAUCGUGUGCGCGCUAUCGCCUAUGGGCUUGGGUUGAGGACCAUCAUGUACGCAGAGGAUGUCAGUUCUGGCUCUGGUGGCUACAGGAGGGUGACAGGUAUGGCGUCAAGUUCGAGUCCGAUUGUUCAAUUCCAUGAAACGUCGAAUUCCACUAUGACUGCCCUCAACGGCAGCCUUUCGGACUUACUGGACGCGUACAAGCUCGUCAUGCCUAUUACAGCUUGUAUGAAUAUCACCCAUCCUUACACGGAAAACAUCGCGUACCCGAAUUUUUUGCAGGCUCAGAAGCCUUUUAAGUACACUAACCUCCCUCUAAGCACCGAUAUAUCUACAAAUCCUUCCCCCAAAUACGUGGUGUCCUCACUGAGUGAAAUGGACUAUGGUUUUGCGAACUCACUCAAUGCGACUGGCACAAAUGCCACAUUCCCCGCCAAGACAGAUGCUUCGGAUAGCGCUGCUUCCCUAGCGCAGGUUCCUUCUCUUGGAACUCUUGCCGCUACAGUCAUGAUUCUAGCUGUUUCACAAUCAUGUUUAUAA